Messenger RNA from Arachis ipaensis, 513 nucleotides. Lineage: Eukaryota; Viridiplantae; Streptophyta; Magnoliopsida; Fabales; Fabaceae. The record is from RefSeq and is a predicted model, not a curated record.
AUGCCGACCUUUAGUGCCAUAGCAUUGGAUAGGUUGUUAGAGCCUGGAGGUUCCAGGCCUGUUGACAGAUCUGCUCCGAGUUCGAUGCCUCUGCCAAACUCACAGAAUGGGAGGAAUGCUAAUGCACCCUCUCCAUUUCCUCCGUCACCAAUCAUUAACCAUAAGCGACGUACCCCGCGCCUCCUCAAGAGCACUUCAGAGGCCAGCAUACUGGCUGAGCGGAAUGUUCUCCAUGAUUGUGAAAAGCCUUUUGGUAAGAGCUCAGAUAUGGUGAUUCUGCUAAAGGAGCAAGGUGACAGUGUUUAUCACUUUGAAUUUGAUAGCAGCAAGAAUGGUGACUUUGGGACUGGACACAGGGAAAGUGGGAGUAGUAGCAUUACAAAUGAUUUACAGGUACCGACAAUGAAUUCACAAAGAGGUUUAGAGAUUGAAGAUUUCUUUGAUCCAAAUGAAUCAAUGAGUUUUGCAAGUAUUACAGAUGUUGAAGAUAAUGCUGCGCAGAACUGUCUAUGA